AUGUCGGGCAAGUUUCCGAAGAAGAUCUCGCUUGGUACCAGAGGGUCAUAUUGGAAUUUCUUUAUCUAAGUACUUCAACCUGUUCCUGCUUGAAUCAAUAUCAAUACUGCUUUCAAUAUGUGGACUUGUCUCCGCCUUUCACACUAUAGAACUAGAACUACUAGUGCUACUCCUCGUAGAUGAUCGUUCAUUUUUCACAAAAUCCGCAGGUCUUGCCAUCAUGAUGACCGACGUGUACCAGACACCAAUCAUCGUAGCUGAAGGAAUAUAUUCGGAAAUUAAGGGUUUUUUUUCCGAAAUGACACGAGGGCGAAAGGAGCUUCCCUUCAAUACGGUAUACAUGUACUUUGCUGUCCCUUUACCAAAACCUAAGCACAAGAACUAGUCGUGUAGCGUUUUUUAUCACGGUAGUACAAUUGGAUUCGACUAAGUCUAACUUCAGCACCAAGCAAGUAGCUACUUGGAUGAGCCAUGACGACGUUAUUGACUUACAACUAUCACACCGAUAUCAGAGCUCUAUCAAGAUCGAAAAUGACUUCGUCCAUUUCUUCAACUCUUGCACCAGAUAAAUCCACAAAGCGCAAAUACCAACAAACUUGGCCGACCAAAGCAGUUCAAUAACGCUGGAUUUCGUUUUGCCGGGAAGUAUUAGUGUCAUGCAGGAGAUGGAAAACCACGCGUGACUCGAUGCACAAGCACAGACGCAACAACUUCUGUCAUCGAGUGAGUCCUUCUUCUGAACAUUUUUUCAUUUCUUUGCGUGCAGCUCAAGACUAACGCCCAGUAUCUAGUUGUAGCUGUCAGGUCCAGGCUGUUACCGAAUGAAUAUGUUCAGUCUCUGCCGAUUCAUGGCUGCUCGCGUUCUCAAAGAGUUGUUUUUCGUUAUUAAGUGUUGACGGAGUUGCUUAUGCUUUCCAGGUGGAUCAUGUGUGUCCUGCGAUGCGAUCUAUCCACUAACUGAGCGGAGAUUAUUUUGUGUCGUGAGGUGGAAAAGUAGAAAAAGGAUCUAGUUCUAGAACGAGAUCAACUCUGACAAGAAGCAGAAACAGUGCCAGUUAAUCAGGUACUAUUCUUUAUUCCCGUGAUAAGACGGCAACGAG
This is a messenger RNA of Amoebophrya sp. A25, 1100 nucleotides long. NCBI's taxonomy places the organism in Eukaryota, Dinophyceae, Syndiniales, Amoebophryaceae. The record is from the annotation of a GenBank genome assembly.